Heterobilharzia americana is the source of this 2310-nucleotide messenger RNA. The record is from the annotation of a GenBank genome assembly. Lineage: Eukaryota; Metazoa; Platyhelminthes; Trematoda; Strigeidida; Schistosomatidae.
AUGUUUUUAGUACUUUCGCUGCAUUUAAAAAUAUUGUGUUCAUGCUUACAACUGUUACCUAUAUUUUCAUGGGCAGAUCACAUUGUAGUCCGUACAAAUUAUGGAGCAGUCAGUGGGAAACAGAAGUACAUACACGGAAAAAAUGUCUAUCAAUUUCUUGGAAUUCCUUUUGCAAAGCCGCCCAUAGGUGACCUGCGUUUUCAGUACCCAAAGCCACCAGACCCAUGGAGCAAUAUACUUGAUGCUACUAAACCGCCGAACACCUGUAUGCAACCUUUACCCGAAUCCCAGGAAUUCAACGAUGCUACAACACGUGUCUGGCUGAAUACAACUGAGAUGAGUGAAGACUGCCUUUAUUUAAAUAUUUGGACAAAAGCGAACAACAAUAAUUAUACACAGGAUGCAAUUAUUGGUGCCAGUGAACAUAGUCCUCUGAUGCUUGAAAGCAGUGCUGUUUUCGGUCCGAAAGGUGGACGUCCUGUGAUGGUAUGGAUACAUGGAGGAAGUUUAACUCGUGGUUCUGCAUCAUUAGAAAUGUACAAUGGAGCUUAUUUAGCUGGAAAAAUGAAUGUUGUUGUUGUCAGCAUACAGUAUCGUUUAGGGCCAUUAGGUUUCUUGUAUUUAGGCAAUACUGAGAUACCUGGUAAUCAAGGCUUAAUGGAUCAAGUGGCUGGUUUACAAUGGAUACGUGAAAAUAUUGCCUAUUUCGGAGGGAAUCCACAACAAAUUACACUUUUUGGUCAUUCCGGUGGUGUUGUCUGUGUUGCACUACACCUAAUCUCACCGAUAUCCAGUAAUUUAUUUCAACAGGCAAUAUUACAGAGUGGUUCACCGCUAGCCUGGUGGGCUGUUGAAAGUUCUCACACAGCAUUAGAAAAGGCGCGUUUACUAGCCCAUUUGAGUGGAUGUAAACUUAUCUCGGAUAUAAACGGUAAUAAUGCUAAAGAACUAAUCCAAUGUCUAAGAAGUGUUGACUCUGAAACACUGGUUAUCAAUCAAUGGCAUAUGCAUUUAUUACGUAAUGGAGAGAAUUCUUCACGAAUUAUGCAAUUGAAACGAUUAUAUCGAAAUAGAGCAAGUCAUCAUCUCUUAAGUACUGCUGGUUAUUACUUUGAUGUUCCGUUUAAACCAGUAGUGAGUGCACCAUUUCUUCCGGAAUGGCCAUAUGAAGUAUUAGGCUCAGGUAAAUUGAAUAUUCGGCAUCGUAUCAUGUUGGGAGUGAACAAAGAUGAAGGUAUUUUUCAUUUAGUCCAGAGUUUAAGAAUGUAUUUCAUGUCACCUGGAUUAUGGCCACAAAUGCCAAAAGAAUUUCGUCAUGAUACAGCAUUAAUGGAUCCGUUAGAUUUGCUUGCCUUUUAUAUUAUGGAUGAAAAUUUUCUUCAAUCAGUUCUUCUUCAAGCCACUGUAUUUGAAUAUCAAAUUCCUAGUCGAGCAUUAGGAACUGAUGGUUGGACAUCUUUGGAAGUUGUUAAAGCUUUGAAUGAAGUUGGCGGUGAUUAUAAUAUAAAGUGUCCAGUAGUUGAAUUCGCUGAUUUCUAUUCACGUGGACCAAAUGCACAGGUAUUUCUUUAUUCAUUUGAACAUCGUACAUCUGGUUUAACAUGGCCUGAAUGGACUGGUGUUAUGCAAGGCUAUGAAGCUGAAUACAUUUUUGGUGCUCCAUUCAAUCAAGCCUUCACAGAUACAUUUUAUAAUUUUACACAUGAUGAAAAACGACUCAGUGAAGAGAUGAUGAGAUUUUGGACAAAUUUCGCUUCGACAGGGUCACCAAAUUUGAAUCCUGGAGAAUUUCAUACACGUAAUAAAGAACUCUACUGGGAUAGAUAUGAAACUCAUUCACCACAAUCUGUAGCAAUUCUCAGCGAAACAUCAUCUUCAUCAUCGACAGCAGAAUCUCUAGGAAUAUCUUCAUCUGAAUUGUCUGCAUCUGAAAUAUCCGCUUUGACAACAAAAAUUGAUGAUUCGCGUAAACAUAUGAUUUUUACACUACCACGUUCUUAUAUGAGUAAAAAUCUACGUAGACAUCAGUGUAUGUUUUGGCGUGAACAACUUCCGAUGCUGAGAGAACGAAUUUUAUACAACUCUGCUUGUAGAUCCAGCCAACAUGUUGCAGCACAGCAUGGUACAGAUGAGCUUAAUUAUCGCCAACCAUCGAUUGGUACAUUAUAUCCAAAUGUUAUGAAGCCUUUUGAACAAAAUCAGUCAAGAAAUCAAGCAGCUCACCGUCUUAACUACUUAAUAAGCAUAAAGAUCAACUUUAUUCUCAUUUUAUUGUUUACAUUGGUUGUGAAUUACAAAAGAUGGUUGUGA